Cylicostephanus goldi is the source of this 1043-nucleotide messenger RNA. The record is from the annotation of a GenBank genome assembly. NCBI's taxonomy places the organism in Eukaryota, Metazoa, Nematoda, Chromadorea, Rhabditida, Strongylidae.
AUGGUCAUACCGCAGUUUUGGGACCUGUUCAAAGAGCGGGCGACUGCACCAUUCUUCGUGUUCCAGGUGUUUUGUGUCGGACUUUGGUGUCUAGAAGAUAUGUGGUAUUAUUCGCUGUUUACCCUCUUCAUGUUGAUGACCUUCGAAGCAACACUUGUGAAAGCUCAGCUGAAGAAUAUGCAAGAAAUACGAAACAUGGGAAACAAAGCUUUUAUGAUACAGGUCUAUAGAAAUCACAAAUGGAUGAAGAUAAAAACUGAUGAGUUGGUUUCUGGUGAUAUUGUAUCUAUCGGGCGUUCUUCGGAUGAGCAAGCUGUACCGUGUGACAUGAUCUUGCUGCGAGGCCCAUGCAUAGUGGACGAGUCUAUGCUUACUGGAGAAUCCGUACCUCAGAUGAAGGAACCUAUCGAAGAUAUAGAAAAGGAUAGGGUCUUCGACAUUGAUGCGGAUAGUCGUCUUCAUGUGGUAUUCGGAGGCACGAAAAUUGUACAGCAUACUCCUCCAGGUAAAGGCGUAGAAGGUCUCAAAGGCCCUGACAACGGAUGCAUCUGCUAUGUUCUCAGGACUGGAUUCAAUACCAGUCAAGGAAAGCUCCUCAGGACUAUAAUGUUUGGUGUGAAAAGAGUCACUGCGAAUAAUUUGGAAACAUUCUGCUUCAUAUUGUUCUUGCUCAUAUUCGCCGUUGCUGCCGCUGCAUAUCUGUGGAUAGUUGGCAGCCGAGAUGAGUCACGCAACAAGUACAAGCUCUUCUUGGAAUGUACCCUCAUUCUCACCAGUGUCAUUCCUCCAGAAUUGCCUAUCGAGCUUUCGCUUGCCGUUAAUACAUCUCUGAUCGCUUUGCAAAAAUUAGGAGUGUUCUGUACGGAACCAUUCCGAAUUCCAUUUGCUGGUAAAAUUGAUAUAUGCUGUUUUGACAAGACUGGAACGCUUACUACCGACAAUUUAGUUGUCGAAGGGAUUGCUUUCAGUAACGAUGAAGAGAAAGGCCUCGUAAAAACUGUCUCCGAUGUCCCGCUGGAGUCUAUACAGGUUUGUUUGUAAUU